Beta vulgaris subsp. vulgaris (sugar beet) is the source of this 1298-nucleotide messenger RNA. Its product is annotated as FKBP12-interacting protein of 37 kDa. The coding region runs from base 131 to 1162 and encodes 343 amino acids. NCBI's taxonomy places the organism in Eukaryota, Viridiplantae, Streptophyta, Magnoliopsida, Caryophyllales, Amaranthaceae. The transcript has 14 exons. Gene Ontology annotation, cellular component: nucleus. Gene Ontology annotation, biological process: regulation of alternative mRNA splicing, via spliceosome. The record is from RefSeq and is a predicted model, not a curated record.
AUAAAAAUAAUCUGCUCUCCUAACAUAGCGUGUUGCGUGUCGCUGCAACUUCAAAUCUCCCUCUUUUCUCUCUCUCUCUCUUCACUACCAAUUUCUCUGCUUUCUUACGAAGGUUUUUGUUAGGGUUUUAAUGGCUACUCCACAUCUCGACUAUGAUGAUGAUUUUGGCGGAGAUUUUUCCGGAAAUCAGCGCGCAGGUAAUAAGCGGAGUUUUGGGGAGCUUGAUGACGAUGAAGAUGAUAUAUUUAGCUCUAAAAAGGUACAGUCUAAAUUGGAAGAGACGGCUCCCGGUGUAGCAACGGGAAUGAUAUUAUCCCUUAGAGAAAGUCUUCAGAAGUGCAAGGAUGAGCUCUCAAAAUAUGAAAUGGAGCUUGAAUCUGCAAAGUCCGAAAUUCAGAAGUGGCAUUCUUCAUUUCAAAACGAGUCCUUUAUAUCCCCAGCUACUACUCUAGAACCUAAAUUGGUGGUUAACUAUAUCCGGACCUUGAGGUCAUCAGAAAAGUCAUUCAAAGAGCAGCUAGAAAAGGCAAAGAAGAAAGAAGCUGCAUUCAUUGUGACUUUUGCCAAGCGCGAGCAAGAAAUAGCAGAAUUGAAGGCUGCAAUUCGAGAAUUGAGAGCACAACUGAAGCCUCCCUCUCUGCAGACGAGGAGGUUAUUGCUAGAUCCUGCAAUACAUGAAGAGUUUACACGUUUGAAGAAUCUUGUUGAAGAAAAGGAGAAAAAAGUGAAGGAGUUGCAGGACAACAUCAAUGCUGUUAUUUUUACACCAAACAGCAAGAUGGGUAAGAUGCUAAUGGCGAAGUGCAAGACCUUGCAGGAGGAAAAUGAGGAAAUAGGCAAUCAAGCUUCUGAAGGGAAGAUGCAUGAGUUAUCUAUGAAACUUGCUUCGCAAAAGUCUCGGAAUGCAGAGCUCAGGAGUCAAUUUGAAGGACUUUGCAAGAAUAUAGAGGUGCUAACAACUGAUGUUGAAAGAUCGAAUGAGAUGGUUGUCAUCUUACAAGAAAAGCUCGAAGAGCGUGAUGCAGAAAUUAAAAGAUUGAAACUUGAGCUGCAACAAAGAAACGUAGUUGAGGAAUUGAAUGAUUCAGCUCCAAAUGUUACAGAAGAACCACAGUCAGCUGAAGUUGGGGAUGUACCGCAAACUGAGCCUGAGCAGUCUUGAAUUCAAUUUUUUACCAAUCAUAUGUAAUGUCCUCAAGUGUACCUUGUACAUUAUUAUUAUCUUUGGCCCCGUGUAGACAUCAUUAGUUUUUUGCUGAGAAAAUAAUCUCUUUUGAAAGGAAAGUAAGUUGGCUCCA